Messenger RNA from Hydra vulgaris (swiftwater hydra), 571 nucleotides. RefSeq names its product keratin-associated protein 4-3. The record is from RefSeq and is a predicted model, not a curated record. Lineage: Eukaryota; Metazoa; Cnidaria; Hydrozoa; Anthoathecata; Hydridae.
GUUAACAAAUUAAGACUGCAAAUUUAAUAAACCUUUAUUUACGUAAUUAGUAAAAAAUCUAUAAAAUUAAGUUUUCGAAUCAUUUAUGUGAAACCUUAAGAAGAAAUAUAUUCAGCUAAAAUUGAAACUGAUUGAAAGAAUGAAAAUUUACAUAUUUAUGAUGUUUACUUUGCAUAUGUCGCAGGGAUUACCACCGAUAACGCCGUGUUUUCCAGUUAACUGUUUGGUUAACCCAUGUAAUAAUUAUAAUUGUUCUAUUGGUUCACAAUGCGUUCCAAACUACUGUAACGGUUGCAACGCUGUGUGCAAACCUUGCGUAAUAAGUUACUGCAAAGUUAACCCCUGCUCAAAUUAUCGUUGUCCUGUUGGAUACCAAUGCGUCCCAAAUUACUGUAACGGUUGCUUCGCUGAGUGCAAAAAAUGUCCAAUCACUAUCUGUAAACCCUGUACAUUAUUCUGCCCUAAAGGUAGUAAAUGUAUUGUAAGAAAUGAUUGUGGAAAAUGCACGUAUUCGUGUUCCAAGCCAAUUAUUCCAAUCUAUGAAAGAAGGAAAUAAAGAAAAUAAUUCCUC